This is a messenger RNA of Linum trigynum, 1788 nucleotides long. NCBI's taxonomy places the organism in Eukaryota, Viridiplantae, Streptophyta, Magnoliopsida, Malpighiales, Linaceae. The record is from the annotation of a GenBank genome assembly.
AUCCUUCCAAUUUUUUCCUAUCCACUAUUUUCACUCUUUAAUGAACAGAGGGCUGUGCAUUCUCUCCACCCGGAGAGAAGUUUGUUAGGAACGAAAAACAGUUGGGCGACGGUUACUUUUUCGCGGGAACAACUCCUCGCUGUACAUCGUAACUGACAGACAUCCAAUUCUUUUCCCUCGCGUUAAAAAAACUGGACCUUUGGUGGCAUUUUCGUCUUCACAUGCGGACCACUGUUUUCUUCUACGAUUCAAUAUUUUUUGGCAAGAGCUCCAAAAGGGUUGGGUGGUGAAAGUGGGAAAUGAUAGUAUUGGUGUAAAGCUUUCGGCAAUGCGUCUGUCACCCUCCUCCCUCUUUCUCUUUUCCUCUCUGUGGGUUCCCUUUUAAUAUUUCAGAGCCGACUUUCUGGCCGGUGUCGGCGUGGAUGGAUUGUCCAACUUUCUUUUGUUUUCAUAUAUGUCACCUUUCUCCUUUUUAUUUUCUGUAAUAUUGCAACCCCAAAUCCUCAAAGUCCCCAUCGUCGUCUUCUCCCCCAAAAUCCACCCCAAUUCACUCCUUCCACUUCUGGGUUCCAGCUUCAACGGAAGCUACCAGAAGCUCAUCCUCGACGAUACCGUCUCUCUCGCGAUCAAGCGCCUAAACCCCUCCAAAAUCGGUGGCGGCGGCGGCUCCCGUGAGUCCCAAUCCAAGUCGUCCCUCAACCGAGAAACCCAGCACCAGCUCGAACUGCUCGUUGGGUUGAAACACCGCAACCAGCUCGAACUCCUAGCUGUUCUUGAUCUUAGAUCUAAGGAUUGGGGAUCUGUCGAUCUGGGCUUUGGUUAGUCAAUCAAAUCAUCGGCCUCCAGCUCUAUCUUCCACCCUCCUAUUGCCUUCUUCAAUUGACUCUCUACCCCAUCGGGAACUUCCGAAACAGCUGGGUAUUCCUUGAAAGGUACUGGUCGUGCCAUCUUCGUUCUUUGUCUGUGAAAUUGUUUGAAAAUGAUGUUCAGGGUUUUUUCACUGUGGCUAUUUGAGAAUCCCACGAGCUCGUUUCUUUGUGGUUGUGGAGCUUUUGAUUGAUCGUUUUGUGUAUCCCGCAAGCAGAUAGUAAGCCCUUGCCACUCGUUAGUUGGUUCUACUGGGAGGCUUUGAUUGAUUGUUGUGUGGUAGCUAGCCGCUAUCUAGCAUUUUGAUUACACCCUUCUGUUUCCAUGGAGUUGAAAGCUGGCAGAAAUUUGUUGAAAUAACAAGCCCUGCUCUUCCUUUCCCGGAUUCUUAAGCAAUGUUACCUCUCAUUCCAUUCCUUGAAACUGGAGAUCGUUUUCAUAUUUCUUUUCCAAUUUCCCAUUCCUUCAAGUUUUGGUAGUGAUAUAAGCUGGGAAUUAUUGAUGAAGAAGCAUAAUUUCUCAGCUCACAGGCUUAAUUUACUUUCUCGUUGAGGAUUCGGUGAUGAGGAUGUUUACCAUGGACCUCUUACAUUGUUUCAGAUUGGUGUUGGAUUCGCUCAUCAGAGCCCUGCCCUUUUCUUCUCCUGCUGUUGCUGUUUUGCUUCCGUUGUUAUUGAGAAAUAUAAAACGUUUAGAACAGAGGUGUAAUUUAUUUGAAUUUUUCUUCUGGGUUGUGACUGAAUUUGCCCAAUGAUGACAGCUCUCGCUUGGUGGGAUUAGGAUUAGUUGUAUUUUGGCACUAGAGUUAAACACCACUAGUGCAUAUGAAAGUUUGUCUAUACUGGGGCUACUGUUUUGUCUAAUUUUGACCUGAGAUAAGCAAUUAUGAGCAAUAGUCCUUAACAAAAGUGGGUUUUAGCU